Molecule: messenger RNA, 3334 nt
Organism: Alosa alosa (allis shad)
Lineage: Eukaryota; Metazoa; Chordata; Actinopteri; Clupeiformes; Clupeidae
Gene: sult3st1
Product: sulfotransferase family 3, cytosolic sulfotransferase 1
Exons: 6
Coding region: 1742-2620 (292 amino acids)
Biological process (GO): sulfation
Cellular component (GO): cytoplasm
Molecular function (GO): sulfotransferase activity
Source: RefSeq, a predicted model, not a curated record
UCAGCCAUGAUAAAACCUCAUGUGCUAGCUAAACAAGGGGACCUUGACAUGCUAACCAUAGUAGCUUAAAGUUAACAUAUCACUCAUUUAAAUCAUAUAAGUUUGAGCUGAAUCACAAAAACAGUGACAGCAGUUUUACAGAAACAAAGCUCAAGAAAAUAAAUUUCAUACCUAAGAAACAGUUUUUUUACAAUAAAUCCUGGAGCAGUUCAGGAAUCUCCUUGCUUUUUCUCUGCUAGGGGGGGCAUCCAACUGAGCAUAUGCAGUGUGAGUGUCAUCACUCUACAUUGUUUCUGAUUGGAGAAAAUUGACAUGUUGCAACAGUCCCCUGUUGCAACUGUCCCCGGUCUCCCCUAUUUCCUUCAGGAAAUGCUUUUCUAGUUUGUUGUUAUAAUUCAUACGUCGGUCUGUCUAUGACUCCUAUGUUAUUAUUAAAGAUAGGCACAAAAAAACAAGUUUCCUCCUGUUCAUCGCGCCCACAAUUUGAGAACCACUGAAGUAGAUAGAUCUUUUGAUGGGGCAAUGUCCCAUCUACCCAUUUGGAUGAGCCACACUCACACUACAAUCAACAAAAACAAUAUCCAUAUGAUGGUCACACUAUUAUGCAACAGUGUAACAAUGCAACACUGGCACAGAGCCAUACUCACCUUUGGAAAAAUUAGAUUAUGCUUGCUUGCUCCUCUCUUUACAAAAAUGUAAUGAAUCCACAGUUUUGUAGUAGGCUAUGGUCAAAUGUAGCACAACAGACAACUGUCACAUCAAAAAUAUCAAGACUGCUUAUAUUACAUUCUUGUUUACUUCAACUCUUUCCUAUGGAAGCGUACAUCCUCUAUCCUAUGUUGCCCUUUGUCUUCCUUUCUGUACAGUGUUAGCUCACUGUUAUCGCCUGUUGUCCAGAGCAAAUAAUUUUUAUGAGCUUGUGCACUCCCAUAAAUCCAAAGUUCAUAAGAUAAUCCUGGAGUUAUAUACCAUGGAAACAGAAUCUAAUAUGAACAUAAUGUAGGCCUAUAAAAAUGGAUUUGUUAUCUGUUUGAGUCAUCUGCUGAAAUGAUCGGUAUAAAAUAUUCUAUCAUUUCAACAUCAAGCAGCAAUUUCUUGCCAAAUGUUUUUUGCUUUGCACAAUAUGGGUGCUAGUUUAAAUCCACCAGCUGCACUAUGUACACCUACAGUACUGUGCUGCAGUAUAGGCAGUGAUACAAUAUUUGAUCAUUUAUUGACACAGCACAAUGUAGAAGAAAUCAAUUGAGUAAUAUGUUACCAUAACAGCAACGUGACGGAAGUUGACUCUGAAAUGAGAGUUUGCCAUUUAGAAUUUUUAAAAGCUUUAGAAACAGUGUGACUUGUAAAUGUGUAAAUGAAUUAAUAUCAAAUUCAUAUCAAACUUCCUCGUCUGUGUGCUGGCCCACCCAUGCUUGCAUGUAGCAUGGUAUUAAUUCAGCAAUGUGUUUUUUCCCAGGAAUGUGGUCAUGAUGGGCAUUUUAUGAGCCAUGGAUGGAGGACGUUGGAAGUUUAUUCAUGCAUCAGAAGUUUGUUAUGCACACACACACUAUCUGAAAUUAUAUUAAACAACAUCCUUAUUGCUAAAGUGUUUUAUCACCCAGGCCUACCCCUCAUCCACUAGAUGGCAACAGCAUGACUUGGCAAGAUUAAGGACCACCCCAGUCCAAAGUCUGAACUUGAUCCAGGCAGCAGGUUAUUCCAACACUGUUUGCUACAGCACACAAUCUGCCGGAUUUCAGCCAUGGAGAAUAUCACAGACUACCUUUGUAAAUACAAAGACUAUGUGUUUGCCAUUGGAGUCACAACAGCAGAGUACAUAGACUCACUUCAAAACUUUGAGAUACGGGACAGUGAUGUGUUCGUUGUUACCUACCCCAAGUCAGGCACGGUAUGGACACAACAAAUUGUGACACUGAUCUGCAAGUCUGACUUCAAGGACUCUGACCUUUACCCCAACAACUUGGAGAAAAUGCCUUGGUUGGAGUACCGUGAAGGCCGCCCAGACUACUCACUGCGUCCCUCCCCACGGCUCUUCGCCUCUCACCUCACCCCAGUCCUGAUGCCCCCCGGCCUGAAGGACAGGGCAAAGGUUAUUUAUGUAAUGAGGAACCCGAAGGACAAUGUGGUGUCAUAUUACCAUUUCUGCCGUGCAUGGGCCGCUUUGGAAACCCCAAAGAGCUUUGAUGAAUUUCUUCAGCAGUAUCUUUUAGGCCAAGUUGGUGCUGCGUCCUGGUUCGACCAUGUGCGUGUCUGGAACUCUCAGAGAGAGCAGUACAAUAUUUUGUUUCUGACGUAUGAAGACAUGAUCAUGGACCUCCACACAGCUGUGCGGAAGAUUUGCCAUUUCCUGGAACGAGAUCUUGAUGAGGCAGCUAUCAACCGAGUAGUGGAAAAAGCCACCUUCAAGAACAUGAAAACAGACCCGAAAGCCAACUAUGAGUUUUUGCCCGAGGAACUCCUCAACAGAGAAAAAAGUCGCUUUCUCCGUAAAGGAACCAUUGGUGACUGGAAGAACACCUUCACAGUGGCCCAGAGUGAAAUGUUUGACCGUGUUUACCAGGAGAGAAUGGGAGACCUACCUUUGAAGUUUAUCUGGGAAAUGAAUGGACAGCCACGAUGACAUUGUAUUAUAAAGUUGCACAUGAAAGUCAUUAAGAAACAUCCCUACAAAAGACUACAACUGUCCCCUCUCUCUUUCAAACUGCUAUGUCUCUCUCUCUCUCUCUCUCUCACUCACACACACACACACACAAAGACAUUUUCAUAAAAUAUUCAUCAAUCACUUGCUGAAGGAGCAGGAAUCGAAGAAAUAUUAUGCAUCAUCUUAAUACUGGUUGAACCAUUUAUUUUGAUCAAAUCAGUAAUUUGCAAAAUGAUACUUUUUUUAGAUAUUAUGCAAUCAGUUACUCAGUUAAAACAGAAAUGUAUGAAAUACAAUGACCGUCCAUGCGUUGCUUCUUUGCUUUGUAAUCUCAGUAAUACAAUCAAAGAGUACAGUAAAGAUUCUAGAAACCGUCAUGUGUUAAUUUCAUCAGCCCAUCAUAACCACUGUUGGAUGCAUAAGAUGACACUGAAAGCACUUUGUAAUUGUCUUACCACACUUAAGUAACUUACCACACUUAUAAGUAACAAUAAUAUCUGCAUGAUUGAAGAUUGUAAGAUUGGUUUGAAGAUUAAUUGAAGAUUGGUUUUGCCACAUUUACCUCUGUGCUUCUAGUCACAGAGGCUGAAUUUGAGCCAUACAUUACGGUUUACCUGAGAACCGUUAUUAUUCUUAGACAGAAUUAGGAUAAUAUGCUAAUUUUCACUAAAUAAAAAUAUUGGUUUGAUUGAU